Molecule: messenger RNA, 1305 nt
Organism: Gymnodraco acuticeps
Lineage: Eukaryota; Metazoa; Chordata; Actinopteri; Perciformes; Bathydraconidae
Exons: 11
Coding region: 229-1305 (358 amino acids)
Source: RefSeq, a predicted model, not a curated record
AGCUGGAUGAAGUUGUCACCAGUGCUGUGGUGGUAUUCUCCAGCUCCCACAGUGACAGAAAUGUUGGAAAACAUUUUGAAAAUCUCCAAGGACUACUGACAAAUUCAGCGCAGUCAAACUUGGACGAUUCAACCAUUGUGGAAGACUGUGUGAAUGAUAUCGGACCUACGCCCUUCAAACAGCAUUUUGAGGACUUAAUAACCCAAACAGUUAUUGAGAAAUCUGGUGAUGACAACAUGUACUUCUGCCCGACUUUCAUCCCUUCCUUGCUUAAGUACUUUCUGCCCCUGGCUGGUCUGUGGUCUGGCCUACUCUUGGGUGACCUUGGACGCCAUGGAACAGGGACCAUUUAUCAGAAACGUUCCCAGAAGUACAAAAAUGCUGCAAAAAAAACCCACACAGAAUUACACAGAGGACAACAAAACUCAAGGGAUAAUGGAAAAAAGCAAGUGGGACCUCAAAAAGAUCCGUUUUCAACGGAGACGUCUGACCAGGCUGGACGAUUUUGUACAUACAUACAAAGUCACCUUGAGCGCCCUGCUAAGGGAAUAUGGCGACUCUCUGAGGAGGGGGAAGAAGACCCAUCGUGUGGACAUGGAGCGAUGGAAAAAAAGAAAGCAGAACAGGCGAGGAGUUUAUGUGACACCCAUAAACAAGCCUUUUGUUUUCAGACAGCACAAGAAGAAUCUCAUGCAGAAGACAAAAACAGCAAAAGCUCCAGCUCCACUACAAAAACAAGCGCCAGGUGAAACGGAAGCACAUAUUCCAUCACAGGAUCCAAAAGACAAGGCAAGACAAGGUCAAUCUUCAUCCACAUCAGACAUGACGGAGCAUGCUGAGGAUGAUGCACAGGGAGGUAAAGUGGAUGCUUCAUCAGAGCUGACCGCGUUGUGGAAAAAAAAGGACACUGACGUGGUGGUGUCUGUAGUCCCCACUCAAAUAAGAGGCAACAGUUUUACCAUCCGUCACUCUGACAUGCGGACCCUUAGACCACACCAGUGGCUUACAGGCGAGAUCAUCGAGUGUCUUUUCCAUAUACAUGCACAUAAAUGUGAACUGGGGACGAGGAUUUAUAUUCUCAACCAUUACUCAGCUGGUGUGAUCCUCUUUGGAAAAGAGAAGAGGUCAGGAAGCACACUUUGUCAAAGCUAUGGAGCCAUUGUGUCCUUUGUACAUGUUGAUGGUGUACACUGGAAAUGUCUGUACAUCAAUGCUGAAGAAAGCACAGUGUAUUUGGCAGAUCCUGCACGCAACUCUGCAGAGCAGGCAGAGUCAGACAAUGCUGCCAACAAAUGCAGGUACUAA